This is a messenger RNA of Durotheca rogersii, 537 nucleotides long. RefSeq lists its product as uncharacterized. The record is from RefSeq and is a predicted model, not a curated record. Lineage: Eukaryota; Fungi; Ascomycota; Sordariomycetes; Xylariales; Xylariaceae. The transcript has 2 exons. Bases 1 to 537 code for a protein of 178 amino acids.
AUGGGUUUCACUCACUACUCCGGCCCUGCCUCCAACUUCCCGGGCAAGGACCAGUGGAAGUCGUUCGAGCAGAUCUUCAACGCCAACAAGGCGUCCAUGGCCGCCACCGGCGACACGGGCGAGGACAUCGGGCGGAUCUGGAACGCGGUCGUCGAGUGCGCCAAGAUCGGCGUCGAGGAGCGCGUCAUCUUCGCCAUCAUCAUGCAGGAGAGCACGGGCAACGUGGGCGUGCGCACGACGUACAACGCGGACGGCCACGCGACGGCCGGCCUGAUGCAGUGCGACGGCUCGCCGGGCUUCCCGGGCCAGCACGGGCUCUCGCAGGAGCAGAUCACGUCCAUGGUCCGCGCCGGCACCGAGCACUUCAAGGGCAACCUGCGCCAGUUCGGCAACAACGCCUCCGCCGACUGCAUCUACAAGGCCCUCCGCGCCUACAACUCCGGCUCCGUCAACGAGCACGACCUCAGCGACGGCCGCGGCGCCACCGGCCCCUACGUCUCCGACCUCGCUAACCGCCUCCUCGGCCGCACCAACUAG